CGCAGCAGUGAGCGCGCCUUCCACCACGAGCGAGAGUUUGCAUUGCCCAAGGAUCGGCUGAUCAGUGGGAUUCUGCGGGCUCGCAAUCGAAUGUUUCUACGAUCUCCGAUCGCCCCACGCGCGAGUGUGAUCCGGACGCCGAUUGUCGAGAGCGAUCUACUACGGUCGCACCAAGUGUGAUCCAAAGUGAGAAGUGUGUCCACGAAAGUGCAGCCCCCUCCCGCCGUCGUACGUCUCCCUCGGCAGGAAUUUGGCACGGGUUCCAAGCGUGAGCCGGUAUCACGGAAUCACGACAGAGCUCGGACAGUCCUGGAAAAGCGAAAUGUAUUUUCGCGAAUGAGAGUAGAACGAAGAUAGACGAAGCGAUUGCCUCUUUUUCCCCGGCGAUUUCUCUCAUCGGACACUCUCGGCCGACUACCUGAAAUCUCGUCGUAUCGAUCACCGAGAGGGAGAACCCGUCGAUCGAUCCGUCGAGUGAAGACCGAAGAGCGCGAACGUUCCUCUCUCUCUCUCUCUCUCUCUCUCUCUUUCCCGACAUUGACCAGUAUUUUCCGCCUGAACGUACCCGCCAUCCCGGGAACAUCCGCCCGCACGAUUAUUAUUAUUCCAGGAGAGAACGAGAGCGGCGCACCGUGAACUUCUCUCGCGGCGGUCGCAGGAAGGAAGAAAAACCGCGCGACGCGCAGAGAAAAGAGAGAAAGAGAGAGAGAGAGAGAGAAAGAGAGGGUGGGCGGUAAUAAUAACGAUAUACCAAAGUGCAAUGGGAAAUGCUUCCGUUCGCACGGCACAACGAUGAUAACUCCUGACACCCCCGUGUAACGUUCGACGCGCUUAUUGCGCGCGAUACAGCGAACAAAGUUGCCACCUAACUUAUCGAUUUUUUCCGUCCCACGCUCUCGAAAACAUCAUUACGUCAUUAUUGCCGAGCGAUGACGGAGGAGACGAGCGCGCGCGCGGACCGGCCGCGCGUGUGAAACUUAGUGGUGUAUGAAGUGAAUAGCCAAUAGACUAUGCAAGGAUGUACAAUUACCCGAUCGAGUAACCCCAUUAGACGGCGUUGAGGUUUGCAUACAUAAAUAACACGCGUAAUCGCGCGCGGAGCCUUUAAGGAGUUGUGCGACUUACUUAUAAUCCUCAGUUUUACGUCGGGACUCCACGAGCGAGCUGUGUGCUCUCUCGCGUGCUCCGUGAACUGCACUUAAGUCUCCUCUCGAGGCGCAGUUCGAGCCUCCCCCUGUGGCGCCGCCGUCCCCGCACACACCCGCCGCGUUCCCUCGUUCGUUACCCGUUAAAAGUGUAUAUCGGGCGUUUUAUCGGAGGUCACUGUGGAAAAUCGGCUCGGCGGAGGAGGAAGAGAAGGAGGAGAGGGGAUUCACCGGGAUCGAAUCGAUGCGACGGAUCCUCGUCCACCACUUAUGACGAGAUGCGCCCGUUAGAUAGCAGAUUUCGGACCUGACGGAUAUCUCCGAGGAUUCGUCUCAUUGAAAGUUAUAUCAGCCGCGUCGGUUUCCUCCCCGCCCAACCCCACCCCAACCUGUCCCUCACCUCACUUCGCUUCUACCCCUGGCUUAAGUACGGGACUUAAGGAGGACGAUAUCCGAACGAAGGGGAUGGGAAGCACGGAAUCGCUUACAAUGGAGAGGAUGCUUUUGCUGAUGAGCUUGCUGGCCCGGUUCGUCGUAGCGGAAGUUUUGCUCGGCAAUGUCGACGAGCCACUGCCUAUAUUAGACGUUAGCGCGGUGGCCGGUUUCAAAGCUCAGAUACCCUGCGACAUCGAUCCGCCGAGUAAAGACGAGACGGUCACCAUGGUAUUUUGGUACAAAGACGAAAAGGACGGCGAACCGAUAUACAGCAUGGACGCUCGGGGGAGGCAGAUAACUCAGGCGAAGCUUUGGUCGGAUCCGUACGUGUUCGGUGAAAGGGCGGUUAUGAGGACGAACGUAAAGCCCACCGAGCUUGAGAUAGAUCCUUUGGAGUCCACCGACGGCGGCGUGUACAGAUGCAGGGUGGAUUUUAAGAACAGCCCGACGAAGAAUCAGAGAAUUAAUCUCGUAGUCAUAGUGCCGCCGAAAAAGCCGGUGAUAUAUGCCGACGCCAGCAGGAGUUCGGCUAAAACGCUGCAGCCGUUUAACGAGGGUAGCGAGAUGUCCCUGUUGUGCGAAGUGCUCGGAGGGUCGCCUCCGCCAAAGGUCGCGUGGUACUUCAAGGGCGAAAUGGUGGACGACACGUACACGCAGGAGCACGACGAUAUAACAUUAAAUCGACUGGAUAUCUCCAAGGUCACCAGGGACUUCCUGAGCGCCCGGCUAAUUUGCAAGGCGAACAAUACGCAGCUUAUGACGCCCCUCUUCUCCGAGAUCGUUCUGGAUGUGAACCUGAAACCGUUGGUGGUCAACAUCACGAACAAGCAAGCGCACUUAUCGGCGUUAAGAACGUACGAGAUCGAGUGUCUGAGCUCGGGUUCCAAGCCGGAGGCGGUGAUCACCUGGUGGAAAGGCACGCAUCAAGUGAAACACAUGGCCAGAAAUUUCGCAGACAGUCCGAACGUCACGAGGAGUGUGCUGAGCUACGUGCCGACGAUCGAGGACGACGGGAAAUUUCUUACGUGCAGGGCGGAGAAUCCCGUGGUGGCCAACAGCGCAUUGGAGGACAAAUGGCACUUGCUGGUGUACUACGCUCCGGUGGUGAGCAUUAAGUUGGGUUCCAGUUUGAAGGCGAACGAUAUAAACGAGGGCGACGACGUCUACUUCGAGUGCGAGGUCCGCGCCAAUCCCAGGUCGUACAAGCUUCUCUGGUUCAAAGACGGCAAGGAGCUGCAUCAGAACGCCACCGCCGGGAUCAUUCUUCCCGGCGGGCAAUCGCUGGUGUUGCAGAGCGUGACGAAAGCUUCCGCCGGGGAGUACUCCUGUAUGGCGGCGAACGUGGAAGGGAAAUCGACCAGCAGACCCGUGACCCUCGAGGUGAUGUACGCACCGAUCUGCAAGGACGGCUCUUCCACCCAAGUGGUCGGCGCCCUGAAGCACGAAACGAUCUCGCUGGUCUGCGGCGUACAGUCGAAACCGCCGCCCACGACCUUCCACUGGACCUUCAACAACUCCGGCGAGCUGAUGAGCGUGCCGGCCACCAGAUUCGCGCAGGUCAAGCCGCUCAGCCUGAUCACGACCCACUGGCACGGCUCCAGACUGAAUUACACGCCGGCGAACGACAUGGACUACGGCACGGUCGCAUGCCGGGCGAGAAAUCGGAUAGGGGUGCAGAGGACGCCCUGUUUCUUUCAGAUCAUCGUCGCCGGGAAACCCUAUCCCCUGCAGAACUGCACCGCCCUCCAGUCAACCGGACCCUACGCGUAUCGAAUGGGUCACGAAGACUUUAAAGCCACCGACUCGAGGGACGCGGACUGCUUGAUCGUCAGGUGCUCCGAGGGAUUCGACGGUGGUUUGCCCUUGACUAAUUACGAACUCGAGGUCUACAGCGAAGAGAACGUUUAUCAUGUCAAUACCAUCUACCUGAACCACACCGAUAGAUCCGGUUCAUCCGGCCCGGUCUUCGAGGUUCCCGGCUUAGAACCCGGACGGAAUUAUAGACUUCAUCUUUACGCCGUCAAUGCCAAGGGUCGCAGCGACCCCGUUGUCCUGGAACCGGUCACGCUCAAGGGAGUGGCGAUGUACACCACUGGUCGCGGGAUUUCCGACGAGACGACCGAUUAUAGCCUCCUGGUGGCGUGCUUCGCCGGCGGUGUAACCGCUAUUUGCAUUCUGAUCGUCGGGAUAACGCUGACCCUGUACCGUCGCAACCAUCCGACGCAGUCGGUGAAGGUGCAGGCGGAGCUGGUGCAAUACGAGAGCAAGGAGGACCACCAUCGGGCGGUCGCGCCGCCGCCGGCGGGGACGGCGGCGACGGCUACGGCGACGAACGAGACUCAGCGGGACGACCUGAAGGAGCAGAUAAACGCGGAAUUGCCGGACGACGAUCCGGACGUGAUACCGAGCAAGGUCGAGAAACGGCCGGACAUCUUCGAGCCGGGCUACGCGGCCAACAAGCCCGAGCGGUCGAAAGACUUCAGGUAUCUCGAGGACCUCGAUUACCCGUCGCCCUCGUCGGUGCUUCACGCCAAGGACUCCUGGAUCUAUCCGAACGGCUACGUGGAGAAGAGUGAGAAGAGCCUGAGCCCGAUUCGACCGAGCACACUGCCGGUGCACCGCACUCACGAUAUUUACACGAGGAGUUUGCGCGUACAGGAGAGUUGUAUAUAAAACGGGAGGGGAGCGCACGACGAGAUCUCCCCUCCGGAUCCCACGCCAAAAACCGUCGUAGCCGCGAUUAAACGACGCCUGUAAAUAGACAAUAAAUACCGUUAAGGACCCACCAUCCUUCCGAGCCCCCUUUCCGACUCGUCGAUAUUCCUAUUCUUGUUUUUCACCUAGGAUAAGAUCAAGUAGCCGGUAGCUUCGUACUCGAGGAGAGAAUACGUGAUCAUUCCGGGGAGCGUCGUGAGGGACGACCUGCCACCCUUGUCGAUCGAGACAGUCGUCAUCGGGCGCGAUUUAUGCGCGUGUACAGAGACAAUAAUUUCCGCCGUUAAGAUCUCCGUCACCUCUCUCCCACAUUGGAACACUUUCCCCCCCUUCUUUCCUCCUUUCCUUCCUUCCUUCUAUCCACCCGUCAACUAUCCGCGAAUGUCUGGGAGAGCGUACAUGUUUUGUCUACGGAUGUUCUAUCGUGCUUCGUGGUUAAUUAAAUGGUCAAAUGAAUAUGUAAACGUUUGUAUAUAUGAAUAAUAAAUCUUGUUGUUUAAUA
Molecule: messenger RNA, 4797 nt
Organism: Dinoponera quadriceps
Lineage: Eukaryota; Metazoa; Arthropoda; Insecta; Hymenoptera; Formicidae
Product: hemicentin-2-like
Exons: 9
Coding region: 1611-4253 (880 amino acids)
Molecular function (GO): protein binding
Source: RefSeq, a predicted model, not a curated record